Molecule: messenger RNA, 1189 nt
Organism: Aplosporella prunicola CBS 121167
Lineage: Eukaryota; Fungi; Ascomycota; Dothideomycetes; Botryosphaeriales; Aplosporellaceae
Exons: 2
Coding region: 401-928 (175 amino acids)
Source: RefSeq, a predicted model, not a curated record
CCCAUACAUAAACAGCAACAAGGUGCUCUGUCUUUGUCUUGCGUGCCCGUGUACUUUAUCGCUUUGCCUCGAGUCCUCGUUGCUGAUCCGACUCUGCCUUGCCGCAAACAUCGCCAGCACGACCGGAAGUCUCCGCAUCUGAUUCGCUCCAUCGUUAUUGCCUGUUUCGGACAGCAAAAGGUCGGGCCAACAAGUGACUCAGCCUCCGACUCGUCACCCGGACACGGCCACUUGACUUAUAAAACAGCUACCUCCUCUUCACCUGCCUGUUCCCCCUACUCUCCCUUACACCACUUGCUUCAACCACGCUACACCUACAGCCUCCACUUCCACCUCAUCUCUCACCAACUUGCCCUCACUCAAGCCGCUCGCUACAACCAAUCCACAACCCUUCACCACCAUGGCUACCGAAGAGACCUUCAACGCCGGCGACCUCCGUGGCGCUUCCGUUGACUACCAGCGCGACCACGAGCAGAAGCACAAAUGGGCUUUGGGCCAGGCCUGGGGACCUGGCCGGAAUAUGGAGGCCCAUGGCCGGCCUAUGCGCGUUGGCAAGCACCCAGGCGAUCGCCGUGACGUGGACCACAACCUUAGCAAGUCGCGGAAGCAUCGAGACAUCGACACCGAGCAGUACCUUAGCGGCGACUCGUCGACAGAAGAGGAGCCAAUCGAGGCAUCAGCAGCACCAGAACCCGACGCGGACAUAACAUAUUCAUACGACGCGGCACAGGGACCUGGACAUGGCAGCCAGAUCCUCAGCCAGGCCCUCGUCCAGGCAAUCGAGCGGUUCGAAGACCGCCAGACACACGAGCUGGUCAAGGAGGAAUACGAGGUGCUGGGUCCGAAUGGCGAGCCUCUGACGAUGGGCGGCAAGGGCAAGAAGUCUGCCGGCAAGGCUGCGGAUGACGACGAGUACGAGUUUGUCUGACGGAGUGACGGGGAAGGAUACGAUGACAAGGGUGCGCAGAUAUCAUAAUACUCGGAAUGUUUUUACUGGCGUUGGACGGGGGAACUGCAUAGCGAGGGCAUUCAGGAGAGAAGCUCCUAGGGAAAUUGCGACGGCGCUUCUUGAGGAACUGAGGGGGCUCUUUGGAUUCAAGUUGUGUGGCAGGGAAUGGUUGGAUGGGUCAGUGGCUCAGUAUUCCCCAUCAGUCUGCAAGCAGCUCAAUACAAGAUGCAACUAAACCUC